Acanthaster planci (crown-of-thorns starfish) is the source of this 7578-nucleotide messenger RNA. It is a transcript of the gene tmem131, whose product is annotated as transmembrane protein 131. Lineage: Eukaryota; Metazoa; Echinodermata; Asteroidea; Valvatida; Acanthasteridae. The record is from RefSeq and is a predicted model, not a curated record. Gene Ontology annotation, cellular component: membrane.
CAAGCCUAUGGCGAAUGACUGAAUGACUUCAGCCGUUAGCUAGCGGCUUGCCAAGUUGUACGCGUUAGUUUGCAGCCGCAGCCGAGUAAUGGGUACAAAAAGAGAAGAAAGUGCGCUAGGCAUAUAGGUCGAUAGCAAUCCCUCAUGACAUGAUGAGUGCAGUUAUUACAAACAUGGCGGUUUUCGGGAGAACAGAGUUACACAGUAACGGGAUGGCACACAUGUGGCUUACCCUCGCCCUGAGCAUUCUACAACUACUUCCCACUCACCUCGACACAGUUAAAGCACAUGGGCAAGCAUUUGUGCAGACAGACUUCAGCGAACUACCCCAUUUUGUCGAGGAAGUUACUCUAAACAAGGGUGAUCUUACAAACCAGGGUCUAAACACACAUGAUAAAAAUUCUGUUAAAACACUGGGUCUUGGCCUUUACAAGCAGUGGGACCUGGACUUGAGUUUACAACCACCAAUGCUAGAUUUUGGGGAACAUGCGAUUGGUAUGCCUGAAUUAGCGACGGUGCAAGUUUUCAAUUCACACCCAGAAAACAUGUUGCGGAUGCUGUCUAUUUCAGGGAGCACGCCGCAUUUUCACUGUUCAUUCUUUCAGGACAAGGUUGUGCCACCAGGAGGCAAUACCACAUUUGAAAUUGUUUUCCUGCCCCGGGUAGCAGGCAAUGCCGAAAACACAAUAUUUAUUCACACCAGCGCUGGGACCUGUCCAUAUCAGGUUUUUGGCGUUGGUGUCCCCAAUCCUUACAGAUUAAGGCCCUUCGUGGGGGCCAAGGUCCCCAUCAACACCAGCUACUCCCCGCUCAUCACCAUGCACAACCCCUACAGUUCGGGGCUCAUGGUGACAGAAAUGUACUCCAGCGGUGGUGAGUUACACCUAGAGUUACCCACAGGGUCACAAGAUGCCCCACAGAACCUAUGGGAGAUUCCACCCUACACAACGCGAUCUGUCAUGAGGGCAAGCUUUACUGGUCGGGUGGAGAGUAACCACACGGCGUUUAUCCGAAUCAAGACCAACCACUCCAAGCGUCUUGACGAUGAGGAAAAUGAAUUACUCAUGUUGCCGGUUGAGGUGGAAGUGUCGUCAGCUCCUGGAAUAUAUUCCUCUUUAGAGAUGUUAGACUUUGGAACGUUGAGAUCGUUAGAUUCACCCAAGACACUCCCUUUAUAUCUAAUUAACACAAGCCCGAAAAGUGUUCAGAUAUUGAGCAUCACGUCGAUGCGCGUCAACAACGCGCUGACGAUAGACUUCAAGCCGUUGGUCCUGAAACCCUCGGACACCCACACCAAGGUGGCUGAGGUCACGUUCCACCCCCUCAAGGCCAACACCUCCCGCCUGUGGUCGGGCAAACUCAUCGUCAAAACCAAGGAUAAAAACAUCAAGUUACAGAUCCCCUACCAGGCACAUGUUUUACAAGGGACCCUCAGUAGUGAUCAACAGAGCAAAUUAUUCUACCUAACCCCAACACUAGUAGAAUCCGCCGAGACGGUAGUCAGACCAGUAGCGCUUACAAACUAUUUUAACUUUACACUGGUCAUUCAUCAAGUUAGCUUUCCGGAGGACGUCAAAAAUAUUUUUAAGGUGACUGGUUUCAAUGAAGCCCUCAUUAUCCAACCUCAAACGACGGAUUCCUCCCUUUCUAUCGUCUUUUCCCCAAACACAUCAACAACAUCGCUACAGACAUUCCUGCGGCUUGGCAGCAAUGCUUCGGUGUUCUCCAUGGGAAUUCACGUCUACACCGGGAAACUAAAGUACUCCGUACACAGCGUUGACGAUAAAAACAUUGACUUGGGUGUCAUGAGUGUAGGGGACCAUCGCAGCAUGCUCAUUACUUUAGUCAACACCAACCCCAUAGAUGUACCCAUUCAAUCUUUCAGCUGCAAUCUGGACGAUUGCGAGGCUCAGGUCCUGGGUGUGGAGCCGGGGGAAGGCAAACUCCUCACCAAGCAACACGACGCCUUCAGCAUUAGAAGAAAAUCGUUGGUGAUAAAUGAGCACCAUUUUGCAGUCUUGAGGCUGGAAGUGAAGGCUCCACUCACCGAGGGGCAGUUCCUGGGUAGCGUGGUGAUAGAAACUCCCCAUGAGCGUGUGUCCAUCUCAGCCAAGCUCCGCACAGUGGAAGGGUGUCUGGGUGUCAAGCCCGAGCAUGUCAUCUUCAGGCCAGCCUUUCCGGGCACCACGCAGUCAGUCAGCCUGAUGCUGGUUAACAGUUUCAGUCAUCGCAUGAAGUUAGAAAGCAUUCUGCCCGACCCUCCGGACAAGAGGUUCUACUAUCGGCUGCCCAAGAAAACACCUGUCGUCGAGAUUGAGCCACACAGGAAACAAAAAGUUGGGAGAAUUGUUUUUGAUCCCAAGGCAGCGUGCGGAGAGGACGAUUCUUGUUACGUAGGAUUAUCCACUCAAUCUCUUGAUGGUGAAGUGUGGCUGUCAUCUUUGGCCCUCCCUGAUGAGACACAGGACGUGGACAAGCUGUUUUACAAUCACCUGCACAACAGGUGGCAGAGCUUGGAACAAACAGGGAAAACAAUUUUUAACGCCACACUGAAAGUGAACAGUAAUCUGGUCAAAGACAAGGAACUGCCCGUCACAGCGGUGUUGGAGUGGCCAAGACUCAUACGCAAGGACAAAAUCGAGUUCCCGCUCACGUAUAUAGAAAAUUCCAGUAUAUCUGAGGUGCAGAUUUUAAACCCGUCAGACACCCUUAUUUUAGUUCAGCUUCUGCCCGUAGCGCUUUAUCAAGACCCAACAUCAGUACUAGAUUUUUUGACAGACAGGUUUGAUCCAGAGUUGAUAGAAACGGACGACCCCAGUGUCUUCUUCUUAGCUAACAAUACAGACAAGGAUUCGUCAGAGAAGUGCCUUAAAAACAGUUCGUGUGGUGUGAUAGAGGAGACAUUUGGCGUGAGACCAAACAGGACAGCGCUGACGGUUCCCAUCAAACCGCACCAGAACGUCACUGUGGCCAUCGGCUUUAAACCCAGCGACGGCCGAGAGCGAAUAUCGCUCAUACUCAUCAGGAACAACCUGACCAUUCUGGAUGCGUUCAUGGUCCGGGGGCGCGGGGCAAGGGGGGAGCUGAGGUUCAACAGCAAGAUGCCCAGCCCCAACAGCAACCUGCUCUUUGAGCUAAAACCCACGCAUCUGGAAGAUUGCGAUAGGUCGUCCCCUAAAGCCAGGGUCCCACCAAACUUUACCGUGAAGCGCUCCUUCACACUGAAAAACACAGGGCAGCUGCCGAUUUACAUUAAAACCUUUAGCAUUAACGGCUAUGACUGCAAUGGUUACGGCUUCAAAGUGUUGCAGUGUCGGCCCAUGGAGCUGGUGCCUAACGAAACCAAGCGAUUGGAUAUAGCUUUUACGCCAGACUUCACCAUGUCGCGUAUCACGCGCCAGCUCAAGGUGCUGACCUACAACCAGGAGGAGCUGGAGUACACCCUGAUAGCUACGCUGCCCCCUCACAUGCUGUCCACCUGCGCGGCCGCCCUACCCCGCCCCCAGUGGGAGCACCUGCUCUACAUCAUCUCCGUCAUCCUGAUGGGGGUCCUGUUCUUGGGCAUCCUGACGGCCUCCUACUUGGAAGCCCUACGCCUAACCGAGCCCAUGCCUGCCACCCAGCCUGGCCCUCCCGAGGAGAAAGGGGAGAUGGGCAGGCUCAAGUGCUUCGACCUACGCAGCAUCGCAGCGGGAAUCAAGAUUGGAGGGGGUGGGGGUGGGGCCAGUGGGGGAGGGGGAGCAAAGCCCAGUUCAACAAGUAGUGUUCUUUCUACCCUGGGUGAGAAGUUAUCUUUUCGGCCAAAGCGUUCCUCCUCCCCUUCCACGUCUACGAGAGGCAGCACCUCCUCGGUCGCCAACAACACCCGGCACUCCGAACCCAAGAGCCAGUCGGAGAGGCGUCUGUCACCUGACAAGGACAAAGUCAAGGUCAACAGUUGGGCCAACGGCAGCGUCCCAGCCAAGCAGAGCAAUGCGUUGAAUACAUCCAACAGCAGUACGCCCUCCCCCAGCGAGGCGGCCCCCAACCGCAGGUCCACCGGAAAGGCGCGCCGACGCCCGGUCGACUCCGAGUGGAACAGCAACUACGCCAACAACACUAGCAGCAGCAGAGAGAACAGUAACAGACACCCAGAGCAUCCAUCCCCUCGAUCGUUCGUGGAAGACAUCUCACCGGCUAUGGUCCAGGACCCGCCGGCCCACGAAGCCCAAGACAGCCUAGAGGUAAACACCAGCGUAAAUAAAUUAGCCCGAAACAGCAAGCGUAAAUCCAACCGACCGACUACGACAUCCAAGAGAGAGGAGCAUGACAAGAAGAUGACCGGGAGCAAGCGGAAGGAAGAGAUGAUGCGGGAGGCAGUGGACCGUGACGACUCCUCCUCAAUCUCCACCGAAUGCUCCAAUCCAGAGUCAGAGCCAUCGGACAAAAGCGGCAAGCAGACUUUCCACCAAGCUGACAGCGAGCCCUCUUGGCCCUCAAACAAGUCCAAGAGCAAGGCCCUGUCCUCGGGUGGCAUGGGUCUGGACGACUUCAAAUUUGAGGACGUCAAGAGCCGUACCAAACCCCGUAAAAAUGCCAAGAUGGACCCUGCAUUCUAUGGUGACGUGUGCAGGCCCAGUACCUUGGAGUUACCCUACGUGCCGCACGGUGAAGCAGGCCGUCGGGUCAAGCAGAACUCCAAGGAGCCAACCUCGCCUCACUCCAUUGCUGCCAAGAUUGCCGCUAAGGCGACCAAGAAGGCACUCAAGACGGCGAAACCCGAACAAGCGACCAAAUCUAUAGAUGGUGCCAGUGAGACAGCAAGCACCCCAAGCAGUGAAGUGGACAAGGAUUCUCCGCCGCCUCUGUGGGAGCAGGUUAAGCCCAUGCCCAGCAGUCAGGGACGGCAGCUGCCAGUGCAAGCCAAGCACCCGGAACAGCCGACCCCAGCUGCCCUUACCACCACAAACACCAGCAACAGCCACCGAGGCAAGGGCUCCAGCUCAAAGAACUCCAGCACCAAGUCCAGUCAGUUCCCUGAAACGGCAGCUGCAGCUACGGCUGCCGCUGCUGCAGCAGGGAAUGCCAGCGGCCGGCCAAGCAGCUACAGCAAGGCGGUAGCCGGGGCAGUGCCGGGCACCAACUCCGAGACCAGUCCGGCUCCCGAGGAGAGCACAAAGAAAACUAAACUGGCCAAAACCAAAUCCAUGCCCGAGAAGACAUCAGCUUUCACUGCUGUGGGUGAUAUCGCUGGUCGUCCAGGAGCUAUUGGCAGCAAGGGAAUCUCCCCAAAGACCAGGACCUGGCCCUGGACUGGCCAAUCCGGUCAGCCGGAGAUGCUGGACAGUGCCUCUGAUACCAGCAGCACUGCAUCCACCGGGCCAAGCAGCCCCGGAAUGUUCAGCAUGCCCAGUGCCAGCCAGCCUGAGACCAAGAAGCCAAUGUCUGCUGACAGCUACUCCAGUGCGUCCUCCAAGUUCCCGUUUGCCAACCAUGGCACCAAUUUCCCCGCGACGUUUUGGGAUAACAGCGUGAGAGAGCCAAGUAUGGACAUACCACCCCCUCCCAUGUCAGGCUACAACCCACAAGAGGUACAGCAGCCCAAGGCCCAGUCCAUCAAAGGAACCAUUGGAGAUUGGCUUGGACUAGGAGUGGGCAUGCCCAGCACCUCCAACAACCUGUGGCAACUCGGACCGACCUACCCUGACGCUGGCUGGUCAACAGAGACUGGGUCCCCAAGAUCACCGGGGCAAACAGCCAACUUCUACCCGGCCACCAGCAAUCCAUGGAGCUUUGAGGACCUGCCACCGCCCCCCGCUGCCCAGUCGCCCAACUCCAGCUGGAACAGCAGCAGUGAGCUCUUCCCCUCCUCCAUCUGGAGCAAUCCCAGUAGCACCAACACCUCCCUGCUGGACACCACCACGCCCAGCAUGGCCACCCAGGAGUCACCGCAGUACUCUCCCUUCAGCAGCUUCCGCAGUCUGUGGGGAAACCCUUUCUCUGCAAUGGGGAACAGCGGAUCCUCCUGGAGCCCCGGGAACAACGACCAAAAACAGUAAAUUGUUAAGUAGGGGGGAAAAACAGCCAUCACCAUUGAAACAAGGCAUUGUGGUGCCAGUUCUAAUUGUGAACAUCAAACACCAAAGAAAUUCUUGUUCAUGGGCUUAGGCUCACAACAACUAAUGCAAAAUCAUUCGAUUUAAAGCUUUUUUGUUCAGUUUGAUUGCAGCAAGGCUGCGUCCAAAGCAGAUACUUUGAGGCUGGGGCUUCAGUUUUGCCAUUAGCAUGUCACUGGCUAGCCAUAGCCACUGUUUCCAUUUUGGACACACCCUACUCUACCAGUUUUUGCACAGAUGUUUUUAACACUUUUUUAAAUCCUGCUGGACGUUUUAUCAGUUUAAAUCAACUGAUUUAAACUUCCACUCUAAAUUCUUGGUUUUUCAUCCACUUUGGGUGAGCAGAUGGUUGCAUAAGGUUGAAAUAUUUAAAAUGCCAGAAAACGUUCAAAUUCCUUUCAAAGUGCUGAGCGGUAGGGUCAUACUGAAACAGACUUUAACAAAAAAUUUUUAUUGUCAAAUAAUGAUGGAUGAUGAUUUUACGCUUUGAUGUUUUUUGUUCACAAUAAAACUGUCCCUGCAGUGAUGUUAUCAAACGUGACACACUUCAUUGCAGAAACCGCUGAGUCAGGUUAUGUGUGUAUGGAACUCACGUUCAGUCCACUCCAUGUCAAAACACAGUUUAUCAGGAAGCUAACGACAGUAUAAUCUUUUUACCUUGUUUGUUCCUCUUCACAGAAUGGUAUUUUUAGGCAGUCGUCAAGGUUUAGUUGGUUUUACCAGGAAAACACUCUUUCCGAAUCAAGCAGGAACAGAAAUCAAUACUAUGGGACUGUAUAUUAUUUAACCUGUUUCCCUGUAAUGCAUUUACAGAAAGAGUACCAGAUGCAUUGGAUAAUGAUUGUCUUGAGAAAGUUAAAACAGAAUGUAGAAUGUAUGUGUGUCAGUUCCUCAACACAGCCAGCCACAUUUCUGAGACUAAAAGUGAAAUAUAAUAAUAGAUUAUUUCCUGCCCAAUACAGUCUCCAACACAACUGAAGUUUGUCGACUGAUUCUAUUUUCCGCACGUUGAUUUCAGUUGCAACUUUUAGAAAAAAAGCAUUUGAAAGUUAACAAACCUAGAAAUAAUCUCAGAUUACCUGUCGAAUAUUCAAAUGUCGUUUGACUUUCUUGUCCUCACUUCAAAUGGAAAUAGCUUUAUAAGUUUUGUACUUGUAUAUGUUGGGCUAAAAUGUAGAAUAGUGUAAUUUAUAUUGCGAAAUGAGUUAUAUUUUUGUAUUUUUCUUACUUCAAUGGAAGAAGUAAUUUCUGGCUUAAUUAUUGUGUUCGUUGAACCAUUUUUGGGCAAUAUUUGCUGUGCUUUUUUCCUCUUUAUUUUAUUGCACUUUUACAACAAUGUAUAUUAACUGAUUGAGAUGUCCCCGUGAUAAAACUGCACUUUUGUUUGACUGAAUUAGCAAACAGGAUUAUGUAAAUUGGUUUGGGGGAAAGAGGUCUGUGUGUGAAUUCAUAGUUUAUCAAAAAAAGAGUUUCGAAAAAUUGA